Messenger RNA from Colletotrichum chrysophilum, 3453 nucleotides. RefSeq lists its product as uncharacterized. Gene Ontology annotation, biological process: translation. The coding region runs from base 1 to 3453 and encodes 1150 amino acids. Gene Ontology annotation, molecular function: protein binding; structural constituent of ribosome; methyltransferase activity. The transcript is spliced from 3 exons. The record is from RefSeq and is a predicted model, not a curated record. Gene Ontology annotation, cellular component: mitochondrial small ribosomal subunit. Lineage: Eukaryota; Fungi; Ascomycota; Sordariomycetes; Glomerellales; Glomerellaceae.
AUGGAGCUUCAAGACGAAAAGGGCCUGACACCGGCGUAUCUUGCAGCACAGCAGCGCCAUCUAUCCAUACUUACAACGCUGAUCAAAAACGGCGCCAAUAUUGAAGCGAGAGACCAAAAAGGUCGAACCCUUCUCGCAUAUGCAGCGAGCAAGAACGAUGAGGAAAUGGCACAGUUAUUACUCGAUCAGAAGGCUCGUAUCGAGGCUUGGGACGACGAGAAACAAACACCAUUGGCACUGGCUGAGCAACUAAAGCACACACCCAUGAUCAGGCUGCUCCUUAAACGCAAGGCCAAUGCCAAAUUCAGGGACAAGCUCGGACGCACGUCUCUUGGAAGAGCUGUGGAGAGAAGAAGCCUAGACACAGUGAAACUCUUGCUCGAUCUUAAGGUCAAUAUCGAGUCUAAAGACAACUCCGGCUGCACCGCACUUGCUCUAGCCGCCGAGAGCGGCUACCUAACAAUAUCCAAGACUCUAAUCGAAGGAGGAGCAAAUGUUAAUACCACAGACCACGAUUCAGAUACGCCCAUCAAUCUGGCGGCGAGCCGAGGUCACACAUCUGUUGUUGAGCUGUUGUUGGAACAUUCAGCCGACCUCGAGUUAGCCAACACACUUGAUGGCUGGACCCCGCUGAUGCAAGCUGUACACCACGGCAACGAAGAAAUGGCAAAGUUGUUGCUGGAAAAGGGUGCGAAAGCUAAUGCCAAAGAUAACCAUGGCCGUACUCCACUCUUCAUCGCCAUCGAUAGCCAUCGGUCUUCUCUGGUGCCUGCCCUAUUGGAUCAUGGCGCUCGCACCGACGUCAAAUAUGAUGGAUUGAAUCCCCUGUAUCAUGCCAUCAUGCGGAAGAACAAGGACUCCGUUCGGUUGCUUGUGGACAGAGGCGCGGAUACAUCCAAGCUGAAGAGACUGGUGCCGCCGUUGCAGUAUGCAAAGGACCUCAUCGUUCACGAGGAAACUGGCAGCAAGGAUGGAGAGAAUCAGGUUGCUGACUUGAAAAGCAUUGUCAAGAUUCUCCAGAAAUUUGACCCUCUCAACUCUUCUGAAGAAGCAAAGAAAGGCAAGAACAGAAAACAGCCGAGAAGUAUCAGGUACUUGAUGGUCAAGGUCAACUCACCCCUCACGACAACAUCGCGGAGAUUCCAGGACAGCGAGUCGAGCCGAAAUGAUGCGAAAGACCUCACACGUGCUGCCGAUAUCGAGACGACCGUUCGGGAGGCGAAGCAGAGAUUUCGCGACACACUACCGAAGGGCUACCUGAGCGAAGAAGAAUACAGGCUGUACGAGCGCUGGUAUGGGCCGCCGCUGAGGGAGACCACGCCGGAGGAUAUUGGAAUCGAGUACUUGAACGAGAAAACAUCCGAGGCGGCAGUGCGAAAGGAUGGAUCUGCAGAACCUGCUCUCCUUCGACGGGGCGAGGGUGGCUCCUAUGAGGAGGUGUCGUACGUGCGGAAAGGCAAACGAAAAACGCCUGAUCAGAUCUUCGAAGAAAUUGUGGAGGACAACCUCGCCUCUGAGCUAUCAACAGAAGUCGAACUUGCGCAAGAGCCUGCGCCCGAUGCCGAGCCCGAACCCGAAGAGCGAGACAACUACAUCAAUGUUGUGGCAAGGAACAGGAGAGAAUACGAUGCGCUCAUGAAGCUGCAGAAGGACUUUGAGGCCAGUGCCCGCGCAUAUGAGGAGUCGGAGAGGGCACAAGCCCAAGAGGAGGACGAACAAAUACGAGACGAGGAACGAGAGAUGGACGAGGAUGAGGAGGACCUCGACGAGAGGGAGGACGGAAUUCAAGACCAGAGCAUCUCCAACCGUGCAAGCCGCUUGCAUCCGUACUCGAGAGAGGGCCACUUCUCGACAAACCCGGCCACCGUCGCCAUGCCCUACACUGGCUUUAUAUCACCAGUCAACACCAUGCUCAGCCGUACUGAUAUCAAGCACGUGCAAGAGGCGGCGGAGAAGGCUUUCGGAGGUCCUGGCCUGCCCCAUUCACCGGCGACACCUGCUUCCAAGAUGAACCUGCCUCAGAACCCCAUUGGCAUGGCUGUCUGGCAGGCUAGGAUGUCAGAGAUCGACGCGGACGCGUUCAUCUCUACGUUCUUGCCGCCUACCUACGCCUCUGCCAUGGCCAGUUUGGUCGAAGUUCGCAAGCGCCUGGGCACGGAUUGGAUGCGCAAGCUAUUCGAGAGGGGGGAUGGCGAGGGCCCCCGCAUCCUUGAUGUUGGUGCCGGCGGUGCAGGUCUCCUGGCUUGGCAAGACAUUAUCCGCGCUGAGUGGGAGGCCAUGCAGUCUCGUGGUGAAGUCUCUGGUCGAGGUCCUCCAGGCAAGCAGAGUGUGGUUAUUGGAGCCGAAAAGCUGAGAGAACGCAUUUCGAAGUUCCUGCAGAACACCAGCUUCCUGCCUCGCCUGCCGGACUACCUACACUCCGUCGACCAACAGGAGCAGCACAUUGAUGCCAACGAGACCCCGCAGCCUAGGAAGAUGUUUGAUGUCAUCAUCGCUUCCCACCUGCUUCUUCCUGUUAAGGAAGGCCACAGACGCAAGGCCAUCUUGAACCAGAUCUGGUCCCUGCUUAACCCCGAGGGUGGUGUUCUCAUCGUUCUCGAGAAGGGCCAGCCUAGUGGUUUUGAAGCCGUUGCUGAAGUUCGCGACCGCCUUCUUCAGGAGUUCCUCAUCCCUCCAGGAGGAGAAGAACUCAAGGCCGAAGAACAGGACCUCGACCCAUCUUUCGAGAGAGUGAAGGAGCACGGCAUGAUCAUCGCGCCCUGCACGAACCACAAGUCGUGCCCGAUGUACCUUGUCCCUGGUAGGAGCAAGGGGCGCAAGGACUACUGCCACUUCACCCAGCGCUUCGUCCGCCCGCCCUUCCUCCAGAGGAUCAUGGGCGCAACGCACCGCAACCACGACGACGUGCAAUUCAGCUACGUUGCUAUCCAGCGAGGCACCACAGCCAAGUCAGGCCCUCUCGCCGGCGACAAGGCCACCACUCGCGCCUUGGAAGGCUACGAGGAUGCCGAGGCCGCCCCCGACAUGCUCUCCCUACCCCGCCAGAUUCUCCCGCCCAUUAAGCGUCGCGGACACGUCACCCUUGACGUCUGCACGCCCUCCGCGAAGAUUGAGCGCUGGACCAUCCCGAAGAGCUUCAGCAAGCAGGCGUACCACGAUGCGCGCAAGGCGAAGUGGGGUGACCUGUGGGCCUUGGGCGCGAAGACUCGACUGCAGAGGAAUGUGCGCAUGGGCAGGCCGGAGGCCGAGGAUGACGGCGGUGUUCGGGCGCAGCGGGCGAAUGCUGCCGCUCGCAAGAAGAGGAAUGUCGUUGAGGUCGGCAUCAAUGAGCACGGUGUGAUUGGCGACCCCGACGCUAUUGAAGCGCGCGCGCAGCCGCAGCAGAGGCGGAAGAGCAAGAGAGGAGCUGCUCUGCAUGACCUCAAGAAGCAGCUGGCAGAGAAAGAGGAUUAA